AUGGCAGUCGGAAAGAUAGCACCUUUCGAUAUGGACAAAGAUUGUUGGGACUUAUACGUGGAGCGUUUGGAACAAUAUUUUAUAGCGAAUACAGUGAGUGAAUCGGUUAAAGUGGCUACUUUAAUUACGGUGGUAGGCAGGGACGCGUAUGAACUUAUGGUUAAUUUGUGUACGCCGGCCCGCCCGGCAACAAAGACUUUUGAUCAGUUGAAGGCCAUCAUGAAAUCGCACUUGCAACCUAAACCUAGUGUAUUAGCAGAAAGGUUCAAAUUCCGACAACGACGCCAAGCAAGUGAUGAAAGCAUAGCGGAGUAUGUCGCGGCGUUAAAAAAAAUGUCAAUGACUUGCAAUUUUGGCGCGGACUCAUUGCAAGACAAUUUAAGGGACCAAUUUGUUUGCGGUUUAUCGAAGGAUGUUAUACGACAGCGACUAUUCGCAGAGGAGGAAAUCACGUUCGAGAAAGCAUUCAAAUUAGCCGUAACGAUAGAUUCGGCCGAGACGGAAUCGGCGGUUAUGGAAAAGCGAGUAGACAACCAUGGAGGAAGUACGGGUGUCUACCAGGUGGCCUCGAGCUGGGGGCGAGGGAGCCACGGUAACGGUGGAGCCGCCGGGGGACGGAAGGUCACGGGGGCUACGCGAGGCGGGGCAGGCGCCGGGCGCGGCGCGAGCGGCCGCGGCGGACGACACGGGCCGGGCGCCGCGGGCGCCGGUCGGGGGCGCGGCGCGUACGGCAGCGCAGCUGGCUGCAAGACGUGCGGCGGCAGUCAUGACUCCAACACGUGCAAAUUUAAGGCGUACGUGUGUCGGGUGUGCAACCGAGAUGGACAUCUGAAGAGGAUGUGUCCGAGACUACGCGAGGAACAGCUGUUCGCGUUGUAUGACGGAGGCGCGGACGGGCAGGUGGCGUUUAAAGAAGUAUUUGAAGACGGUUUGGGGCGGUUCACGGGCGGCAAGGUCGGCUUCGCACUGCGCGAGGGGGCGCGUCCGGUGUUUCUGCGCGCGCGCCCGCUGCCGUACGCGCUGCGCGAGCCGGUGGAGCGCGCGCUCGAUCAGCUGGUGCGCGACGGCAUCAUCACGCCCGUGCCCACCUCCGACUGGGCCACGCCAGUCGUACCGGAUUCGUUGUUGAAAGAGGUGCACAGCGGACACAUGGGGAUAGUUAAGAUGAAGAGUAUCGCGCGGAGCAUUGUGUGGUGGCCGGGCAUCGAUGCGGCAAUUGAAAGCGUCUGUAAAGCGUGUACCGCGUGUACAGCAGAGAGUACGACGGCGGGAGAACCAGAACCGGUAACAAGCAAUUCGGAGUUAAGGGCCGCGGCCGUGAAUGCUCCACCGUUGCCGGUUGCACCGGCCGCGCCCCCUACAUUGCCGGUUCCCGUGGAGGGCCCCAAACCGAUCCGCAGUAGGAAACCCGUUAAAAGGUACGGGUUCGACUUCGAUUAG
Molecule: messenger RNA, 1440 nt
Organism: Cydia fagiglandana
Lineage: Eukaryota; Metazoa; Arthropoda; Insecta; Lepidoptera; Tortricidae
Exons: 4
Coding region: 1-1440 (479 amino acids)
Molecular function (GO): zinc ion binding; nucleic acid binding
Source: RefSeq, a predicted model, not a curated record